Molecule: messenger RNA, 843 nt
Organism: Nestor notabilis (Kea)
Lineage: Eukaryota; Metazoa; Chordata; Aves; Psittaciformes; Psittacidae
Product: Schwann cell myelin protein-like
Exons: 3
Coding region: 1-843 (280 amino acids)
Source: RefSeq, a predicted model, not a curated record
AUGGGAUAUAGGACACGGGAUAACGGCCUCUCGCUGUCCCGCAGCCCCACCAUGAGGCCGUUGGUCGCCGCCAUCCCCACGGCCCUGCUGCUGCUGCUGCCCCUUCCCUCCGGGAUACACGCUGCCCCCUGGGCCGCCUGGAUGCCUCCCGCCGUCGCCGGCCUGUCGGGAACGUGCGUGUCCAUCCCGUGCCGCUUCGGUUAUCCCGAGGAGCUGCGUCCUGCCUCCAUCCAUGGGAUGUGGUACUUCGGGAGCCCUUAUCCCAAGAACUAUCCCCCGGUGGUGGCCAGAUCCCGGCCCGGAGCGGUCCAUGAGAGCUUCACAGGCCGAGCCGUGCUCCUGGGGGAUCCCAAUAUCCGGGAUUGCUCCCUGCUCCUUGGGCCCCUCAGCACGGAGCUGGCCGGGAAGUAUUACUUCCGAGGGGAUCUGGGGGGAUACAACCAGUACAGCUUCUCGGAGCACACCACGCUCGAGGUGCUGGAGGAGCCGGUGCUGGAGGUCCCCCCGGAGGUGGUGGCAGGAGAAGAGGUGGAACUCCGUUGCCGUGUCCCAGAUAACUGCCCCCAGCUCCGGCCCCGCGUCACUUGGGAAGGGAUCCAGGAGCUUCUCGACGUCUCAGAGCGGGAAGCACGGGAAGACGCCGCCGGAGCCGCCUCCAUCCUGGCUCUGCUCCGCUUCCGACCCCAGCGUGAGGACGGCGGCCGCCGCCUGGGCUGUCGCGUGGCCUUCACCAACAGCUCCUUGGCCUUCGAGGCCACCGUCGCCCUCGAUGUGCAGUGUGAGUUAGGGGGGGUCUAUGGGGGCAUCUCUGGUGGGUUCCAGGUCAUCUUUGAUGGGUUUUAG